CAGUAAAUCCUUUUUAAAGAAGAAUUAAAAAAGCGAAAAAAAAUAUUAUGUAACGUCAAUAUGACAAGGCGGGGAGAGGCGUAAAUUUAUAUCGAAAUAUUUUUAGGUAAUAUUAAAAAACUAAAAGGCAGCAAGACAAUGGAGCCGUGGUUGAGCAAUAUUUUGAACGUGGAUCGAGCGAUCUCGCUCCAGUUCCAAAAAACACUGAACGAAUUGAUAGAAACAAUAAUCAAGCCCGAAACUCUGAAACGAGACUUGUUCUUCGCUUUAAUUCUCAUUGUGUUGAAAGAAAAUGAUUUCGUAUUGAAAGGAAGCACAAAACUCGAUGUAGUAGAUUGUAUAUUAGCCGAGAGAAAUCAAGGCAGAUCUGUAUACGAAAUAACUGUUAUUUUGUCAAUAUAUGAAGAUACGCCAGCGAAGAUAAUUGUGUGCUCCCUUAAUGAUGCGAUGCUGAUUAAUUCCUUCGUCGAAGCUACUAAAGAAACGUAUUCCUUGUGCCUACCAAUCAACCAAUAUUUAAUUAUAUCCUCUUUAGGAAUUCCAUCAGAAUAUGCUAAUGUUACGGAAUUGUUCAUUACUUUGAAGGAACAAAUUGUUACUCCAAUGAAAAACUCGAUACUAAAUUACCAUGGCAUAGCCUGCAGCACUUUAUCUGGACUGCCUAACGAUGUGUUGUUCCAAAUUUUGCUAAGUUUGCCUCUCAGUGAUAUUUUGAACAUUUCAGAGUCUUGUAAGAAAUUGAGGAACAUUGUUGCGGAAGAAAACUUGUGGUCUCGUCUAGUUCGAAGAGACUUUCCAAAAGCAAGUGGAAAUAAAAAGGGUGAUUGGCAAAAAACUUACGUAGAUUCGUAUGUAAAGAAACGCAAAAAUAAGUUUGAAGCCGGUCACAGUGUGAGAGAAAAUGUUAUUGAUGAAAACCAGGAAUGGCCCGACUAUUUACCAGUUAAAGAGUCCAGAUGGCAAAUUAUUUUGUAACUUAAUAAAUGUUAGAAAUUUG
Molecule: messenger RNA, 997 nt
Organism: Trichoplusia ni (cabbage looper)
Lineage: Eukaryota; Metazoa; Arthropoda; Insecta; Lepidoptera; Noctuidae
Exons: 1
Coding region: 139-975 (278 amino acids)
Biological process (GO): autophagy of mitochondrion; positive regulation of autophagy of mitochondrion
Molecular function (GO): protein kinase binding
Source: RefSeq, a predicted model, not a curated record